AUGUUGAAUUGGGUUGAAGAGUCGAAUUUACUGAUUAUUGGGGUCGAAAUCAUUUUCAAGUCUGAAUCCAAAGCAAGCAGCAACAACGCAUGUUCAGGGAGAUGCGAAGGAGGCUGCUGCCCUCCUGACCACCGAAUAACUCCACCACCGGUGGAGGUUUUCUUAACCGAAGCAGAAGAAGAGCGAAGGAGGGGAGAAACAAAUUGUGUACUGAUUUUGGAAUAUACAAUUGGAGGAUCUGCAGUUGCUCGUGGAAAUUGA
Molecule: messenger RNA, 261 nt
Organism: Lactuca virosa
Lineage: Eukaryota; Viridiplantae; Streptophyta; Magnoliopsida; Asterales; Asteraceae
Source: the annotation of a GenBank genome assembly